AUGCUUUCCUUUGAGAUGAAUGAUCGAAAAAAGAUUGGAUUAGGAUUAACUGGCUUUGGUAUAUUUUUCUCUUUCCUUGGGGUUAUCUUCUUCUUCGAUAAGGGAUUGCUAGCUAUGGGAAAUAUCUUGUUUGUUUCCGGAGUGUCCUUAACCAUUGGGCUGAAGUCCACUAUGCAAUUCUUCAUGAAACGAAGUAAUUUUAAGGGAACAAUCUCAUUUGGUAUUGGGUUCUUGAUUCUUAUGGUGGGAUGGCCUAUUUUGGGCAUGAUUAUUGAAGCUUACGGAUUCAUCGUACUAUUCAGUGGUUUCUGGCCUACACUGUCUGUUUUUAUACAGAAGGUUCCUGUUCUUGGUUGGUUGGUUCAACUGCCAUUCAUCCGAUCGUUAUUUGACCGGAAUAGGGGUAAAAGAAUGCCUGUGUAG
Lathyrus sativus (Indian pea) is the source of this 423-nucleotide messenger RNA. The record is from the annotation of a GenBank genome assembly. NCBI's taxonomy places the organism in Eukaryota, Viridiplantae, Streptophyta, Magnoliopsida, Fabales, Fabaceae.